Messenger RNA from Rotaria sordida, 454 nucleotides. The record is from the annotation of a GenBank genome assembly. Lineage: Eukaryota; Metazoa; Rotifera; Eurotatoria; Philodinida; Philodinidae.
AUGUAUGAAAAUGAACAAUUAACAUUAACAAAUCAUGAACUUAUUGAAUUAUUUACGGAAGAUUUAGGAAGUUAUUUUGAUAAAGUAACAGAUGAAAUUGAUAUAAUAACAACCAUACUUUCAACACCAAACACUUGAACAUUCAUCGAUUUCACCACCACUAACUGAACCACUUCGACAUUUUAUUUAUAUGUUAUUAUUUCGAUCAUUAUUUGGCAUUUGAAUAUAAACAAGAUAAAACUUGUCAAAUAUUUAUUUACAUUCAUUAUCUUCGGACUUCUUUUUUCAAUAGAAAAAACUGAUUUGAAAUAAAAAUAUAUCUUUUGAUCUUUUUCGCUUGAAUUGUAUUUCGAGAAACUAUCUAUCUGAUUGUUCUAUUAUGCUUUUUUUCGUCAAUUCUCUAAAUUAAAAAAAAUACAGAACACAAAUUGAACAAUCAAUUCAAUAUUAAUUA